CGCGCCCGCCGCGCCCCCAUGGCGGAGCUCAGCACCUCCUUCGUCAGGGACUUCCUGGCCGGGGGCAUCACCGCUGCCGUGGCCAAAACCGCCGUGGCCCCCAUCGAGCGCAUCAAGCUGCUGCUGCAGGUGCAGCACGUGAGCCCGCAGAUCGCGGCGGAGCAGCGCUACAAGGGCAUCGCCGACUGCUUCGUGCGCAUCCUGCGCGAGCAGGGCGUGCGGUCCUUCUGGAGGGGCAACCUGGCCAACGUCAUGUACUACUUCCCCUCGCAGGCCCUCAACUUCGCCUUCAAGGACAGGUACCGCGAGGUGUUCCUGGGGGGCGUGGACAAGGACACGCAGUUCUGGAGGUACUUUGCCGGCAACCUGGCCUCGGGCGGCGCGGCGGGGGCCACCUCGCUCUGCUUGGUCUACCCCCUGGACUUCGCCAGGACCCGCCUGGCGGCCGACGUGGGGAAGUCGGGCUCGGAGCGCGAGUUCAGGGGCCUGCGUCACUGCCUGCUGAAGAUCGCGCGGUCCGACGGCGUCCCGGGCCUGUACCAGGGCUUCACCAUCUCCGUGCAGAGCAUCGUCCUCUACCGGGCCACCUACUUCGGCCUGUACGACACGGCCAAAGGCAUGCUCCCCAACCCCAGGGACACCCCGAUCGCGGUGAGCUGGGUGAUCGCCCAGGCGGUGACGGCCACGGCGGGCUUGGUCUCCUACCCCUUCGACACGGUGAGGAGGCGGAUGAUGAUGCAGUCGGGGCGCAAAGGCGCCGACGUCCUGUACAGGGGGACCGUGCACUGCUGGCGGAAGAUCUUCAAGGACGAGGGGUGCAAGGCCUUCUACAAGGGCGCCUGGUCCAACGUCCUCAGGGGCAUGGGCGGCGGCUUCGUGCUGGUUCUUUACGACGAGCUGAAGAAAGUCAUCUAG
Molecule: messenger RNA, 915 nt
Organism: Miniopterus natalensis
Lineage: Eukaryota; Metazoa; Chordata; Mammalia; Chiroptera; Miniopteridae
Source: RefSeq, a predicted model, not a curated record